GCCCAGAGUAAUUAGAUUCGCGUCUGAGCUACCGAAACCCGUGUUGCCCGGUGACGCAUUCACACGCGUCCAUAGGGCGUUACACGCGUCGAGUUAACUGAACGUGCGAAGGGGCGACUUACACUGAUCACAACCGAAGUUUUCACAAGGUUCGGGAUCAGCUCCAGAAGGCCCCUGAGUGAAAAGUAAUGUCCUGCUUGGUUAAAAAAAAUAACGUCUGCUCUCCAGAAGCAACUGUGUCAUCUCUUCUAGCAAGUGGUAGCCUUCAGAGUGGCCAUGACUCCUUGAAUAUCCACAGUCCAGUCCAAUACAAGGACAAGUUGUAUAGUUCGGCCACUCAAGCUUUAGAGGCCUAUAUUGAAGAUUUCAAUCUCAGUCUUUCAUCACCAGACAUCAGACCUGGAAAAAUUGGCAUUCCUCAGAAGGCUCCUAAGAACUCCAAGUCCUCAAGGGACAGUUUUAAGCCCAAGUGCGAGAACGUUAAGUGGCGUACACAUCUUGGAAGAAUUGCUUAUGAGCCAGAUAUAGUCAGCCUGACUACAGAUGACCUUUUAGCAUUCCCUGCAGAUGGAUCUGUAUCUUUCAAGAUUUCUAGGCCACUAACUCAGAGAGGCCAUGUGAACAGGAGGUCAUGGACAGCACCUGCUUCUCGUUCUCAUCACUGGACUUCGUCCUUCAGCAAUAAAGAAAAAAAAGAUUCUCUGGAAAAUUUCUUGUUUCCUUCUUCAUACCAAGAAGCUAGCAGAAAAAAAUGUGCACAGCAUAAAUUUCACAAACAUGAUCCUGUGUUGCCUGGGAAUGACCAGGUCGCCCACAAAGAGACCAUUUUUCAUAAGAACUAUCCAAGAUGGUUGACAAGUCAUAAAACGGACUUGAGCAUCUCAGAGAUAAAUAGUAUCCCUGAAUCCAAAUAUCCUGUCUGGCUGAAGAACCAUAAUCUCUUGUUGGAUUCAAGUAAUGAAAAUUCCACACAGACCUCACAUGUGGAAAGUGAACUUCUGUCUUUGCAAGAUAAUAAGGAGCUGAUGAAGUUUCAAAAUCUUAACAGAUUAAGCAUCUCUGAGUGCUCAAGACAUAACAAUGCGGUGAGCCCAAAGCACAAGUGUGAUAUUCAAACAAAUUGCCAAAAUGAUUCUCCAGGUACCUAUUUUCUACUUCAAGGCCUAAGAGAGCACAAGGAUCCACUUAGAGAUGAGACAGAGUUUCUAAUUCAGAAAGCAAGGAGAGCAUUGGAAUCUUCUGCUGAGGAAUCAACUCGUCUCCUGAAAAACGAUGGCAGCCCUUGUACAGUGGAUGUCCUAGAAGCGGAAAGGUCGUGGGAUAAUGUCCCAGUUGGCUUAAAACCACCCAUACCUGUAUCCUGUGGGGAGGAGAAUUCUCCAUCAAACCCCAAAGCCAUCAUGGUCAAUAGCUUUUUAGACGACUGUUUGCAGAAUGGACAACAGGAGAGUACGUUUUCUGGUGGAAAUCAUCAUGGUCCUGUGGAAGCUUUGAAACUCAUGCUAUUUAACCUUCAAGCAGUUCAGCACAGCUUUAACAAAAACAGAUCUGAUAGACCAAAUGAAGAGUCCAAAAAAGUUUCAAGUGAAGAUGAGGAUUUCAAGUUGAACGAUUGUGAUAUGAUCCCUGUUGCCAGAUCUCUCCAGAGAGCUUUGCAUCAUUUAUCUCGACUUAAAGGAUUGGUUGAAGAUACAAGUGGCAAAGAAGACUGAAAAGAAUUGCUGAGGACAUGAAGCAUUGCUUAUAAAUCUGUCUACAGAAUAAAUACAAUGUAAAACAGCAAUUAAAUGCAGGGGCAAGUACUAAGACAGUCAUGAACUCUGGACAGAGCUACAGCUUUUUUUACAAGUCCUGUAUUUCUGUAAAGCUACAUGCAUCUCAUUUGAGUCUCCAGAGGCAUGUUAUCUUUUAUGAAAAUUUGCCAGGGCCCAAAGAAACAUGAAGACUAUAGAAAGGGGUUGCCCUGCUUUGAGGCUUUCCUUCCUUAACAGCUCUGUUCUUCCCAGCUGGAUAGAAAUAGUGGGAGCAUCAUAGGCAGCUGCUAAAGAAAAGAGCAAGUCUUUAAGCUCCAAAAAUUAAUUUUACAUUUUUUUUUAAUAUUCCUGACCAUAGAGGCCAGAAUACAGAUGAUGAUUAUUACUUCAGAAGCAAUAUUGUUGAAAAUAAUCCUGUAUGAAGUGAUACAGAUAAUCCAGAUCACAAAAUGAAGUGUUAAGGCAACAUUAUUGCAGAAAUGAGUUCUUGUGAGUCACUGUAACACGACCACAUAGAUAUAACUUACUGUUAAAUACAUGACUGGUCUGUCGAAAUUAGAAAUAGUUAUGUCUCCAAAGAUAUGAGGACUCUGUUCCUCAUAUUUCUUACUCCUUUUGCCCUAAUCGCCAGCAUUGUAAAACUGGAUUUCAGCAUAACAAAUAUAUUGGAUAUAUGCAGAAUGACAUCACAAUUCUCUGGAAAACCAUCAAAGUCAAGCUAUGUUGUAUAGUGGUUACUGCUGAACUCUAUACUAGUUUUGGAUCUCUACAUUGGGAUCCACUAUUAUUUAUCCAGACACUUGUGUUUGAGAAGGAAGACAAUUAAAAAACACAGAAGGCAUAUACAUUUGUUUUUUACUCUAAACAAAUGUAUAUUUGGUUCUAGUCAAUCCAAUUCAAAUUGUCUGAUUCAGAUUUUCAAAACAAUUUGACCUCUGAAUUAGAUCAUCACUGAGUCAAUCUCAUUGGAAAACUGAUUCAGUUGGAGGGGGGGAAAGCCCUUUUUAUACAUGUGCAGAAGACCAUCAGAUAAUUGGAUCAAUUUGGGGGACAUUGAUUCAGGUUAAUGAUUCAGUAGGAGUCGAUCCAAUUUGAAAGUCAAUUUAGUUCAGAGGUUUGAUUGAAUUUCCUUCAAACUGCAACUUCAAAGCAACCCUUUGUGCAGCCAUAAUCCACCUGAAAUGAGCUGUAAAUUCUUAAGGUUCAAUAUCAACCAAGAUUGGCUAAGUGCUUCUGUCUGCUGUAAUUUAUUCAAUAAACCAUGUUUGAACAAA
Candoia aspera is the source of this 3028-nucleotide messenger RNA. It is a transcript of the gene C2H18orf54, whose product is annotated as chromosome 2 C18orf54 homolog. The record is from RefSeq and is a predicted model, not a curated record. The coding region runs from base 189 to 1712 and encodes 507 amino acids. Lineage: Eukaryota; Metazoa; Chordata; Lepidosauria; Squamata; Candoiidae. The transcript is spliced from 8 exons.